Drosophila busckii is the source of this 2257-nucleotide messenger RNA. It is a transcript of the gene Smyd4-3, whose product is annotated as SET and MYND domain-containing protein 4. The coding region runs from base 70 to 2064 and encodes 664 amino acids. Gene Ontology annotation, molecular function: protein binding. Lineage: Eukaryota; Metazoa; Arthropoda; Insecta; Diptera; Drosophilidae. The transcript has 5 exons. The record is from RefSeq and is a predicted model, not a curated record.
AUUGAAAAAUUUCAGCAACUUGCAUAAUUUAGAUAGUUUUCGAAUUAAAUAUUGCAUUUAAUUAAUACAAUGAAAACCCCACUUAGUAAGCAGAAAGGCUUUUUUGCCGAAUAUUAUCUAAAUCUACGAAAUGCGGGAGGCGACAGCUGCGAGGCGGACAUUGCCAAAUUGGACACAUGUGGCAACGAUGCCGAACGCGUGGCCUAUGUGGAGCAGUUGGAGUGGGUGCGUGCGGGCGAUGCGGCGCUGCAAAUAGAACGUGAAUACACGGGCAAGAGCGCACAAGUCGCAGCGGAGUUUAAGGAACGUGCCACAACGGCAUUCAAACAAAAGAAAUGGCUGGAGGCAAUGCUGCUCUACAGCAGAAACUAUGUGACAUUGCCAAGUGAUAAAGUUGCGGAGCGUGCUGUUGCCUUGGCCAACCGUUCGGCUACUUUAUAUCAUUUGGACAAGCACUGCGAGUGCUUGGUGGACAUACGCCGCUCGCUGCAGCUAAACUAUCCCAAGGAUCUGAUCUACAAGCUCUAUGAGCGCCAAGCUCGCUGCUUUCUAGCUCUAAAGGAUUAUCCACGCACUAUAGCCGCAUUCAAAAAAUGCAUUACGGCCAUGGACGACUCUAGUUUGCCUGCAGAUCGUCGCUCCAAGCUAACAUUGGAUGCCAUAACUAUGAUUAAAAUGCUGGAGGCUGAUCCACGCACCGCCAAACAGGCCGCCAAGCAGCAGCAGCUCAAGCAAACGGCAAUUUCGCGUCUGGAGCAAGCACAAGGACUGCCUGAGGAACAGGAAUUUGUUAGCAAGCUGGUGCGCAUUGAUCGCAAUAAGCAGGAGGGCAGAUUCGCGCGUGCAGCCGCCGAUGUGCAAGUUGGUCAGGAGCUGCUCGUUGAAAAGCCCUAUGUAGCAGUGCUGCUCGAGAAAUAUGCUCAAACGCAUUGCGAGUUUUGUUUUGUGCGCACUGUCGUACCCGUUUGCUGUCCCAACUGCGCGGAUGUCAUCUACUGCUCGGAGCAGUGUCAGCAAAACUCCACAGCCAAGUAUCAUAAAUACGAGUGCGGCAUUUUGCCCAUCAUAUGGCGCUCGGGUGCCUCGAUUAACAAUCACAUGGCGCUGAGAAUCAUUGCCAGCAAGCCCUUGGACUACUUUUUGCAGUUGCAGCCAUUUGGCAACGAGGAGCUGCCAAUUGAGGAGCUACUAAGCCUACCCAAGGACGAUUUCCGUCGCGUUGCCUUCCUGGAACGCCAUCAGCAGGAGCGUCCGCCUGCCAACUUCUUCCAGUACGUGCUCAUGUCCCGUUUCCUGACCAAAUGCCUGCAAGCUGCUGGCUACUUUGGCAGUUCAGCCGGCCCCAAGCAAGUCCAGGCCAUCAAUGCGCUGCUGCUGCGCAGCUUGCAGUUUAUUCAAUUCAAUACGCAUGAAGUGGCCGAGCUGCAUAAGUACAGCAAGGCGGGCAGGGAGAAGUCCAUAUUCAUUGGUGGCGCCAUCUAUCCCACGCUGGCGCUCUUCAAUCACUCCUGCGAUCCGGGCGUGGUGCGUUACUUCCGCGGCAACACCAUUCACAUCAAUAGCGUGCGUCCCAUUGAGGCAGGCUUGCCCAUCAAUGAGAACUAUGGUCCCAUUUAUACGCAGGACAAGCGCGAGGAUCGUCAAAGCAGGCUGAAGGAGCUCUACUGGUUCGAGUGCAGCUGCGAUGCCUGCCUGGACAGCUGGCCACUCUUCGAUGAACUGGCGCGUGACGUCAUUCGCUUCCGCUGCGAGGCGCCCAACAACUGUGCGGCCAUCAUCGAAGUGCCGCCCACUUGCAACGACUUCAUGAUCAAAUGUGUGACCUGCGGUGAAAUGACAAACAUACUCAAGGGCCUGAAGGUUAUGCAGGAUACGGAAAUGAUGACGCGCACGGCCAAGAGAUUCUAUGACACCGGCGAUUAUGCCAAGGCCUUGAACAAGUUUGUGGAUUUGCUGAAGAUUAUGUACGAAGUGUUGGCGCCACCGUUUCCUGAUUUCUGCGAGUGCCAGCAGCAUUUGAAGGAUUGCUUCCUCAACUUGGGCAAUGUUUAUGAGUUGGAUUAAUACCCGAAAAGUUUAUUUAUCAUGUUUGUUUGAAGUUAUUAAAAUGAAAUGGCAUUUGCUUUAUAUAAAAACGUGGUUUAAUAAAUUAGUGGCGCUGCAAAGGAACAGAAUAAAUAUAUAGACAGAUGACAGAAGCUGCUUAGAACUUAUGUAUGAUUAUAUCAAUAUAAAAUAUAAAAUCAAUUGUUUGAAA